Messenger RNA from Schistosoma turkestanicum, 2518 nucleotides. The record is from the annotation of a GenBank genome assembly. NCBI's taxonomy places the organism in Eukaryota, Metazoa, Platyhelminthes, Trematoda, Strigeidida, Schistosomatidae.
AUGGCAGAUAAAAUAGAAUUGACAGAUGUUUGGGAUGGUGUAAUACAUAGAAGAUUGUUAUUUCCAAUACCAUGUUGUAAAUUUAAUGAGAAAUUUGAAAUGUUAGAUGUACGUUGUCCACAUGAAAACACUAAUAAUAUCGAAAUUGGAUGUUAUGAUCUGUUACAUGAAUUCGUUAAAUAUUGUGCUGAUAGAUUAGCAUUUGUAUCAUGGAAUUUUUUUUAUCAAUUGAAAUCUCGAGGAGAAUUAGAAAUGGAUGAAUUCAUGUUCUUUUUAACUGGUGGAGUUGGAUUAGAAAAUAAAUUAGCUAAUCCAGCCAAUAGUUGGUUAUCCGAUAAAUGUUGGGAUGAAAUAUGUCGUAUGUCAACAAUAAAAGGACUUGAAACAUUUCGUGAACAUUUCACUACACAUUUAAAUGAAUGGAAACAAUAUUAUGAUAGUAAAGAUCCACAUGAAAAUAAAUUACCUGAACCAUGGGAUCAAUUGGAUAUAUUUAAAAGUUUGAUUGUACUUCGAUGCAUACGUCCAGAUAAGGUAGUUCCUGGUGUAAUGAAUUAUGUCAGGGAGAAGUUGGGCAGGAAAUUUGUUGAACCUCCACCGUUCGAUUUAGCUAAAUCUUAUCAUGAUUCAAGUUGUACAACACCACUCAUUUUCAUUCUUUCUCCUGGAGCUGAUCCAACGAUGGCAUUGUUGAAAUUUGCCACAGACAAAGGUUUUGGAGGUGAUCGUUUUCAGUCUAUUAGUCUUGGACAGGGUCAGGGUCCCAUAGCAGCAAAAAUGAUCGCUCAAGGCAAAGAAGAAGGAUCUUGGGUCUUAUUACAAAACUGUCAUUUAGCUGUGAGUUGGAUGACAGCACUAGAAAAGAUUUGUGAAGAUAUGACCUCGGAGAAUACAAAUCCAUCGUUUCGUCUAUGGCUUACGAGUUAUCCAUCACCAAAGUUUCCAGUUACAGUCCUGCAAAAUGGCAUUAAAAUGACAAAUGAACCACCCACUGGGUUGAGACAAAAUCUCUUACAAUCUUAUUUAAAUGAUCCAAUAUCUGAUCCAGAGUUCUUCAAUGGUUGCCCAAACAAAGAGCCUGUUUUUGAGAAAUUAUUAUUUGGAUUGUGUUUCUUCCAUGCUCUGGUACAAGAACGUAUAAAAUUUGGUCCACUUGGAUGGAAUAUACCCUAUGGAUUUAAUGAAUCAGAUUUACGUAUAUCGGUUAGACAGUUACAAAUGUUUAUAAACGAAUAUGAAAAGGUUCCAUAUGAUGCUAUCCAGUACAUGACUGGAGAAUGCAACUAUGGUGGUCGAGUAACUGACGAACGAGACAGGCGAUGUUUAAUGACAAUGCUAUUAGAUUUCUUAUGUCAAAAUGUUGUAAAUGAUCAGCAUUAUAAAUUUUCUCCUAGUGGAUUAUACUAUGCUCCUCCCAAAAUGGAAUACGAUGAAUAUUUAGAAUUUAUUAAAAAUUUACCUGCUGUACAAGCACCUGAAGUGUUUGGAAUGCAUGAAAAUGUUGACAUUACAAGAGAGUUGAGUGAAACACGCACAUUGUUCGAUUCAAUUCUUCUAACUGUUGGUCAGACAUCAUCGGAAGCGGGUGGAUCUGCUGAAGCACGAAUUGAUGCAAUAGCUAAUGAUAUCCUUGGUAAAUUACCAAAUGCUUAUGAUUUAUCUGAAGCAUGUAAAAAAUAUCCAGUCAAAUAUGAAGAAAGUAUGAAUACUGUACUUGUACAAGAAAUGGAGCGGUUUAAUAAUUUGACAGCAGUCAUCAAAUCAACAUUGAGUGAUCUUCGGAAAGCAAUUAAAGGUCUUGCAAUUAUGUCUGAUAGUUUGGAAUCUUUAGCAGCAGCUUUAUCGAUUGGAAAAUUACCAGCCUUAUGGGCAGGUCGAUCAUAUCCAAGUUUAAAACCGCUUGGAUCGUAUAUUAGUGAUCUUAUUGGAAGGUUAAAUUUCUUUCAAGAAUGGUUUAUCAAUGAUAAGCCAUCAACCUUUUGGGUAUCUGGAUUUUUCUUCACCCAAGCAUUUUUAACUGGCGUGUUACAAAAUUAUGCUCGUCGAACAAGAAUCCCGAUUGAUCUACUGACCUUUGAUUUUCAGGUUCUUCCGACACACAAAGAAACUCAAGAUCCUCCAAAUGGAGCUUAUAUUCAUGGUCUAUUUUUGGAUGGAUGUCGUUGGGACUAUGAAAGUAUGGAACUUGGUGAACAACAUCCAAAGGUCUUAAAUGAGCCCAUGCCAAUAAUCUGGUUGAAACCGACAACUCGUGAGGAACUUGAAGCAUUAUCAACCAAAUUAAUUCGAUAUAUUUGUCCAGUUUAUAAAACAAGUGAACGACGUGGUACACUUUCCACCACUGGACAUUCAACCAAUUUUGUUUUACCGAUAUUACUGCCAACAAGUAUCAAUCCAAACCAUUGGAUAAAACGAGGAGCUGCUCUUCUAUGUCAGCUAGAUGACUAAAUGGAUGGGCUUUUUUUUGAUAUUAUAAUAAUUAGGCUAUUUAAACAUAUUAGAAAAUUAAAAAUACCGA